AUAUUGUGCUAUGCUGCUUUUUUUAACUGCAGGAUUGGGUCAGUUGUUACAGAUGUAUCUUCUGCAAACUAAACGCAUUUUAGUGCAUCGACCUUAUGUGACCUUCAUUAGUUUAGAGGAGCUUGAUGUAUUUCCAGAUCUUAAUCAUGAAACACUUUCCAUAGCUGAAGACCUAGUAAAAUUGUCCAGUUUUGUAUUAAAAACAAUGUUACCAUUUUGGAUGGCUGCUUUAACAGCUUUCAAGCAAAGCAGGUUUGCUGACUGUAUGAUUCUCUUACUUCCUCAGCUGGAAGUUGGACUUAGAUUGCUCUUCACUACAACUAAUAAAUGUCCAAAUCGAUUGCUAACAGCUGAGUCUUCUGCUCUCUACACCACUUUCGAUGAGAUGCUGGCAAAGCGUUUAGAUAAUGAGGAAGUCAACCAGCUUCCUGCAGUUCUUGAGGAACCUGCCAUGGAAUUUCUUUGGGAUUUCUUGAGCCACCAGGAGGGUCCACGUAUAAGAGAUCGUUUAAGCCAUGGAGAGAUCGAUCUAGAAGCGUUUCCUAGAGAAGUAGCUAAUCAGUUAGUUGCAUUUGCAAUUACCCUUCUCUGCAGGUUCUCAGAUGAGGACAUGUGUGCUUUUAAGGAACACGUGGUCAUAAAACCACUGAUGAACUGUGCAAGUUGCUACCGUUCUCGAUUUCAUCCGAUUUCCCGACUCAAGAAACAGGUGAUGGUAUGUAUGAAGAGCAUUCACUUAUGGCCUGAAUUGCCAACAGUGCCUGAGGAACAUGUUCAAAUGAUUAAAGGGUUGGAAGGAAAUGCUGAAGCUAGUACUUUAAUUUUGAUGAUAUCUGAAAUUAUAUCUCAGUUGCAGCAAUAUAUGCCCCAGAAUUGCUAUAGUUCAGAUGAUCCAAUCAACAGUGUCCUAACAGAGAGGCUGUUGAUUGAACUUUGUGAUAUGCGUAUUUGCACACUUUAUUCUCCGCGACCUGUUCUGGAACUAUUGGUGGUACUCCGUAAAAUAAGCACGCAGUGCCAUCAAGUGUCUGAACAAGUUAUUGCCAGCACUGAGUUGAGAUACGAACAGUGGAUGAACAAGACUCUACGUUCUCGCCAGAGGCAUAACUAUCUACGAAUGUUGAACAGCAUUAAAUUGUUGUCUCCGGUGUUGCGGCUCAUCUUAGUGUUGAUUACUCUGGAACUAGUCAACGUUCAUUUGGUUUGUAAGAAGAACCCUUUUGAUUAUCAGCAGUAUCUAAAGUUUUUGAAGUCAAUCUUGCAGUAUACUGAGAACUUGGUGACAUACACAAGCCCUGAGAAAAACAAGUGGGAUGAAACCAUGGAGCUUACGAACAAGGCUUUGAUAAAAAUAAGGAAAAUCAGUGACAGAAAGCUGAUGUUAAUGCAGCUAGCUACAUAAAUUAAAUGGGGUUAAGAUUGUUUGGACUCUUGUAUCCUAAGAGUUCUGGAGUCCUCAAGUUUGACAAGUCUAAUUCAAAGGCAAACUUCAUCA
Molecule: messenger RNA, 1495 nt
Organism: Leptosomus discolor (cuckoo roller)
Lineage: Eukaryota; Metazoa; Chordata; Aves; Leptosomiformes; Leptosomidae
Source: RefSeq, a predicted model, not a curated record